Molecule: messenger RNA, 890 nt
Organism: Gadus macrocephalus (Pacific cod)
Lineage: Eukaryota; Metazoa; Chordata; Actinopteri; Gadiformes; Gadidae
Exons: 4
Coding region: 93-812 (239 amino acids)
Source: RefSeq, a predicted model, not a curated record
UGUGAAUAUCACAGUGAUGAUGAGUUGACCAUUCUUCAUUGACUGACAUCGAGCUGGAUGAGCCACCUCACCUCCGCCAGACAACAAGACAGAUGGACGAGAUAGACACCAUGUUCAUCAACCUCCUGGGAGAGAUAGAUGUUCUCAAAGAGAGUCUGGAGACGCCGGAAACUUCUCAACUAGAACGGGACUCAGAGACAGACCACUUCUCCUUUGGCUUCUCAAACCUAAGAGAGUCUCUGAACCAGCUGGAAGAGCAGGACCUGGACAACCUAGUGGCGAACCUGAGCCUGGAUCGGACCACGACCACAGAGCUGACCACCGACCUUACCGCGACCACAGACCUGACCACCGACCUUACCGCGACCACAGACCUGACCACAGACCUUACCGUGACCACAGACCUGACCACAGACCUUACUGUGACCACAGACCUGACCACAGACCUUACUGUGACCACAGACCUGACCACAGACCUUACCACGACCACAGAGCUGACCCUGCUGGACCGGACUCCGACCUCAGGUCUGACUACAAACUUGACCCUGGACCCGACCCCGACCUCAGGUCUGAUCCAAUACCCGACCACAGACCUGACCCCAGUUCAGAAGCACAUCCCACAUCAGAACCUUGUGCCAGAUCAACAGUUCCUACCGAUCACCCCCUCCAUCUCCCCUAGCGGCACUACCCCCAACGGCAGCCCGUCCCAGGGCCCUGUGGCGGUCCCAGGCCCACUCUGCCUUGGGUCUCCUCUCACACAGCCCCACAAGGUCAAUAUGGAGAUUAGUUUUAAAGUCAGAAUGCAGACAUGAUGAUCAAUGAUAUUCAGGGUGUUCAUUUAUUCAUCAUGUGGAUAUCACGAUUUUCUCCGCCAAUAGAGUCCAGUCCAG